GCCAAAUUUAACCGUGGGGGGAGGGAGGGGGUUUGAGGCAGGGCAGGCUGGACAUGGUUGAGAGUGUGUCCAGCAGGUUACUUGUGUGUGAGUUGUGGUCAGUGGAGGACCCUGGGGCCUGGAUCCAGAUUCCUGCCUGAGCUGUGUUUGAAGACAGAGGACUGAGUGGCUAGCUGGUAGCUAGCAGAAGUCCACUUUUCUUGUCCAUUCAAGGGCAUUUCUGGGGGCCCGAAGAUCAGCUUUGCACUGAGGCCUGUCACUGAAGUAGGGUGGCCUCAUGGACCCUUGGAGACAUGUAGGCCUCUACCACAGGGGAUGUAAAAGCUGACAAGCUUCUGUAGUCCCAGGUCUGAGCUCACACAGCCAUGGGAGACUGGAACCUGCUGGGAAAGCUUCUAGAAAAAGCCCAGGAGCACUCCACGGUGGUGGGAAAGGUCUGGCUCACCGUCCUAUUCAUUUUCCGCAUCCUGGUCCUGAGUGCUGCGACAGAGAAGGUGUGGGGCGAUGAGCAGUCGGGCUUCACCUGUGACACCAAGCAGCCCGGUUGUGAGAACGUGUGCUAUGACAUCACUUUUCCCAUCUCCCAUGUCCGCUUUUGGGUGCUGCAGAUCAUCUUUGUGUCCACGCCUACACUGAUUUACCUGGGACACAUCCUCCAUCUGGUGCGCAUGGAAGAGAAGCAGAAAGAGAAGGAACAUGCACAUCAUUCAGACAAGCAUGCUCUCACUGUGGAUGCUAAGCAGAAAAAGCCUCUGGUCAUGGAUGAAAAGGGCAGAGUGCGCCUACAGGGGGAGCUCUUGCGGACAUAUGUCUUCAAUAUAAUUUUUAAAACCCUCUUUGAGGUGGGCUUUAUUGUGGCUCAGUACCUCUUGUAUGGCUUUGAACUCAAGCCUAUGUACACAUGUGACAGACCACCCUGCCCCAAUGUUGUUAACUGCUACAUAUCCCGCCCCACAGAGAAAACCAUCUUCAUCCUCUUCAUGCUGGGAGUGGCCAGUGUGUCUCUGUUGCUCAACCUCAUAGAGAUCUACCACCUGGGUUUCACCAAGUGUCAGCAGGGCAUCACCUUCAGGAGAGGUGAUCAGGCUGCUGAGAACAUCUCUAAGGAGCCUAGCAAGGUUGCUGUGCCAUUUGUGCCCAGUUACGACGACUAUUUCAACGAGCACCAGCAGGUCCAGCCUACCUACCCACCUGUACCCAGUUACAGCCUCUCCCCUCUGUCUGAGGGCACAGACUCAUCCUUCCAUCCCUACCACAGCAAGGCAGCUUAUAAACAGAAUAAGGACAACUUGGCGGUGGAAAGGAACAGCAGCAAGCCAGAAGAAUGUGACCUGAAAGGAAAGAAGGGAGCAGGAUCAGCAGCUGGGUCACCUACACAGGGAAGGCCAGGCCGCAGUGCCAAACAUAGCACCAACAAGACUAGAAUAGACGAUCUGAAGAUAUGAGGAGGUUUACAUUUCUCUGAGGGGUCUUAAAUUGCUGUGAGGGUAAGUUGUUUGGACAGACUCAUACAUGCCGAGUUUCUUUAAGAUCACACAGGUUUGAUUCAUUCCAACUUCGAGGGUAGAGAUGUAUAGGGCACAUGAAGAAGCUGCUAUAGUGCUAACAAUCCUUUACUACUGUAGGUUUGUUUAUCUUUGGAAAAACUUAACAGGAUUUCACAUUUGACUCUAGCAUAAAUGGGUUAAGGCACACUUUAUUGCAAGAACAUUUUCAGUUGACUACUACCGGUGUUCAGUGAAUUUAAUUGAUAUAUGUAUGGUAUGGAUGUUUGCAUUAUUCACUAUUAGGCCAUCACUGAGAAAUAAUUCAGCAAAAACAAAAAGGGUAUAUGUAUGUACAGUAUAUAGUGUCUGUCCUGCUCAGGUUUGACAUUGAGUUUGUUUUGUCAGUGUGUAAUGAAUGUGAAUCAACCACAUACACACACACAAAGUUACUCUGUGUAUAAAGUUGCAGCAUCCAUGGCAGAAAAUUGUUCAGUGCUGACGUGACCUCAUUUGACAAAAUCAGAUAGGGCGAAUACUUAAAUUUAACUUCCUUUAUUAACAGUUUUCCGGUCACCAUCCACCAUAGUUCACUUGCUUAAACAUCAAGUGUAAAGUUGUGCAAUUCCUGACAACACGUUGGACACUGGAGUCACUGCAACUGGUUCCUGGAUGCGACUCAAAAGACACUGCACUGGUCUCAGGAAUUCCCAUAUUGGUACUGCCUAUAUUUUUUUUAUUUUGUUUUGUUUUUGCAAAAGCCAGUAACUACAUAAUUAUUAGCAUGCUGUUUUGUUUUUCCUUGUUUAUGUUUGUGCCAUUUGUUUUCUGUAAAGCACUUGAUGACAACCAUAUUUUUAAAAUUGCUUGAAAUAAGCCUGUCUUACAUUUGUGAGGUUAAUAGUGCGGUCUUUAUCAGGAAAACAGGGAACCACUUCACAGAAACACAUGUUGCAAAUGUUAUUUUAUAUUCCUGAAACAAAUAAAUCAAGAUCACCACAGAAGUAGAAUUGAUAGUAUAUGUAUAGUAUUAUCCAUACACAGUAGCUCCAACAUAGUUAUUAGUAUAUACACACAAACAUCUCAACCUGUUAAGAAUUGGCAUGCCUGAGCUAGAACUAACAUGUCGUGUGUGAUGUCUUUGCUGUCUGCAAAUCACACUCAUGCACAUCUCAUAUUCUUCUGUGCCAGGAAAGUACACAAAGGAACCCCUGGUAUGAAACCCUCCAAAUUAAUGGCAUAACAUGUUGAUGACAAAGAUGCUGUCUCAUACCUUUGGCUUGGCGUGUUCUUAAUUUCCUGUCAGUGUCUGGUGUGUCAAGGGAAGAGCAAACAAAACAUCUUUUUUUCUACUUGAAUGUUCCAUUUCUUUCACCUGUCAUUUCUUGGUGUAUUGAGAUAUGACUAUGUAGUCUGAGUGUACUGUGUUUUACUUGUGUUGUAGUGUCAAAAACAAUACAUUUCAAAUUUUCAGUAUGUCAACUGAGAAAACAAAUAGCACAAUCUGACAAAACAGCCAGGAGCAUUAUACUGUAUGUAAAUACAUCUCCAUAAAUCAGUAAGU
Messenger RNA from Monopterus albus (swamp eel), 3048 nucleotides. Its product is annotated as gap junction alpha-3 protein-like. Gene Ontology annotation, biological process: cell-cell signaling. Lineage: Eukaryota; Metazoa; Chordata; Actinopteri; Synbranchiformes; Synbranchidae. The transcript has 2 exons. The coding region runs from base 366 to 1445 and encodes 359 amino acids. Gene Ontology annotation, cellular component: connexin complex. Gene Ontology annotation, molecular function: gap junction channel activity. The record is from RefSeq and is a predicted model, not a curated record.